This is a messenger RNA of Triticum turgidum subsp. durum (durum wheat), 2040 nucleotides long. The record is from the annotation of a GenBank genome assembly. NCBI's taxonomy places the organism in Eukaryota, Viridiplantae, Streptophyta, Magnoliopsida, Poales, Poaceae.
AUGUAUUGCAAUGUUUGUAGGUACUUCAUUGUUAUCGAUGAUAUAUGGGAUACAUCAACAUGGGAAUUGAUAAAAUGUGCUUUGGUAGAUAAUUAUCUUGGAAAUGUGGUAAUCACAACUACUCGCAAAUCAGAAGUUGAUAUGGGUGGUCUUGUUUACACACCAAAACCACUUUCUUAUAGUGACUCCCAAAAGUUAUUCUAUACAAAGAUAUUUGGUGCAGAGAAAUGCCCUGAGAAUUAUAAAUCAGCUGGCGUGUAUGAUAAAAUUACUGAGGUGUCUGAAAAAAUUAUGAAGAAAUGCAAUGGUUCACCAUUAGCCAUUGCUACAAUAGCUAGUGUGCUAGCUAAGAAAUCAAUCUUGGAAUGGUCACAUGCCUACAACACUAUAGGUUUUGGGCAUGAUGAAGAUGAAUCACAAGUUAAGAAAACAAUGAAGAUAUUGUCUUUUAGCUAUUAUGAUAUGCCAUUGCAUCUACGAGCUUGCUUAUUAUAUUUAAGUAUAUUCCCCGAGGAUCAUUUUAUUCGCAAAACAAUGUUGAUAUGGAUGUGGAUAGCUGAAGGCCUUAUUCACGAUAAAGAAGGGGUAGGUCUGUUUGAGCUUGGAGAAAGAUAUUUUAAUGACCUUGUUAGUAGAAAUAUGAUCAUGCCAGCAAAGUUCACACGGGAAGCAGGCUUCCUUAAUGGUUGUCGUGUCCAUGACAUUGUACUUCAACUCCUUCGUUCCUUGUCAAAAGAAGAAAACUUUAUCAGUAUAUUGUAUAAUGAGCAACACAUGCCUGUGGACAGCAGGCGAGUAUCCAUUCAAAACAAUGAGCUCAACUUUGACAACAUCAUUAUGGAUAAGUCACAUGUGAGGUCAGUUACUACCUUUCGAGGUCUUAUGGACAUCUUGCCUCCACUCUCUAAUUUCCCAGGGUUGCGUGUACUGGCAGUUAUGGGAAACUCUGUUUUGAAAGAAAGCCAUUAUCUGGAGGGACUUGGGAGCUCACUACACCUUCGGUACAUCAAUCUAUUUCUUACACCUGCAGGCCAUCUCCCAAAAGCUAUUGGUCAUCUAAAGUUGCUCCUGGUACUGGACAUCGAGGGCACUGGCAUAGAAGAACUGCCGGACAGUAUGGCCCUGCUACAGGGAUUGAUAUGCCUACAUGCUGACGAGAAGACAAGGAUGCCCGAUUGGAUUGGGAAGCUGACUUCCCUGCAGGAGCUGUGGAUUUGGCCUGUAGCCGGAAAGUAUGCAUGCUUUGUGGAAGCGCUGGGCAAGCUGAGGGAGUUGAGGGUAUUGGUAACAUUGAAUGUCGCGCCUGAUGAGAGCGUUGAGGGAGGCUUGCUGGAGGCUUUACGCAACAUGCACAACAUCAUGGUUAUAGAUUUCACUCUUGACAGUAAAUUUGAACCAGGGAGUAUCAGAAAGACAUGCGAAGAAGGCUUCAUCCUCUCGCUACAUCUCCGCCGCCUGGUUCUACAUGGCUUCAUGUUCUCAAGGAUCCCGGGGUGGAUCAGUCCCUUUCUUCUUCCCAACCUCUGCGACAUAGGAGUGGAAGCAUAUCAUGUGGAACAGAAGGAUAUGGAUGUCCUUGGAGAUUUCACAAAGCUCCACAAACUGGGUCUUAGGAUUGUGAGCGUGGAAACAAAAGACAAGGAAAUUUUGACGUGUGGUCGUGGUGCAUUCCAGAAUCUGAGGAUAUGCGAUGUGAACCGACAGCUCAAGUUUCUACAUGGAUCUAUGCCAAGGCUUGAAGAUGUUCAUUUGGAGAUCCGUGUCUGGCAAGUGAAACCUGAUUUCGACUUUGACUUGGGCUUGCUUAACCUCCCUGCCAUUCAGCGAGUCGACGUAACUAUCAACUGCGCAUACUCUCGUCCUGUGGACGUGGAGGAAGCAGAGGCUGCUUUGACGCACGCAGUGUACAUGCAUCCAAACAGUCCCACGCUUAUAAUAAAUAGGAUGUGGGAAGAGGUACCAGCAUUUUUAUCAAAUAAGGCCUUCCAUUUUCAUAGAUUUCAUUUGUCUCUGUGCAUGCUCAUUCUCCUGGUAUCUUAA